AUGCUACUCACAACCCGAUUACGAAUGGCGUUGGGGCUGCUGAUGCAACGUUGCGGCGAGGUAGAACCGGCAGUCCAGUUCAUACGGGAUGAAACGGACCUUUGUGAGCUCUACUUUUCCACUUCUCCACUUCUCCACUUCGCUGUUAUUGGUUAUCCCCUUCCCUCAAGUCCAUUUGUCAAGACAACACCUGCAGAGCGGCUGGGGCUAGGCAAAACGGAUGUGAAUCACUAUGACAACGGGGAUAGCUGUCCGUUUCACUCAGAUUUAGCCGAAGCAGUUCCACUUUGGGGAUUUCAGCAAAGAAGUAGGUGUCCUUUCGAUCCGCUUGGAUGUGGCUGCGUCUUUAGGAAGUCGCCUGUGUCGCAAGAAGCCUACAGACAAAACGAAAAAUCUCGAUUUUUCAGUCGUUGA
Molecule: messenger RNA, 414 nt
Organism: Protopolystoma xenopodis
Lineage: Eukaryota; Metazoa; Platyhelminthes; Monogenea; Polystomatidea; Polystomatidae
Source: the annotation of a GenBank genome assembly